Molecule: messenger RNA, 1248 nt
Organism: Babjeviella inositovora NRRL Y-12698
Lineage: Eukaryota; Fungi; Ascomycota; Pichiomycetes; Serinales
Gene: OCH1
Product: Och1p
Exons: 1
Coding region: 1-1248 (415 amino acids)
Biological process (GO): protein N-linked glycosylation
Cellular component (GO): mannan polymerase complex
Molecular function (GO): alpha-1,6-mannosyltransferase activity
Source: RefSeq, a predicted model, not a curated record
AUGAGUUUGAUCCAAUCGUUGAAACAAUCGCGCCGGGUGAGGCUAUGUCUCGUCCUCGCCAUGGUACUCUACGUCAUUUUCUCCAUCGUAUCCCAGGUGAGAAUCGCACCCCAGACAGAUCCUGCCAAGUAUACCACCACAUCCGUUAAAGAAUCUAUAAAGCGACUUCAAAAGGAUCUUGAAAAGGUACCUAAUUUCAAGCUGGUUGGGGCAAUAUUCAGUCCAAAUCGCACACCGUUGCUCCCUAUUAUCAUUGCAGAUGGAGACAAACUGAGCAUAUCUAUGAGACAGCAGCUCUCGUACCAAUUUCCAUACGAGGCAUCACACCCGAUCCCAAACAUUAUCUGGCAAACGUGGAAAGUGGACACGGCCCACAAACAAUUUCCCGCUCAGUUCCACCAUAACCAGCUAAAAUGGAAGAUGACCAACCCAACACACACGCACUACGUUUUAUCGGACGAGGGGUGUUCUGAGUUGAUCGAGUCCUUAUACGCCUCGGUCCCACAGGUCUUGAAGGCGUACCAGAUCCUCCCUACACCGAUUUUAAAGGCAGACUUCUUCCGCUACUUGAUCUUGCUUGCACGCGGCGGGGUCUAUUCCGAUAUGGACACUCUCAGUCUCAAGCCGAUCGACCGCUGGCCAGCCACAAACCCAUCCUAUACCUUUUCCAAGCUUGACCCUCAAACGGAAGACCCACUCACGCCAUUGGCGGAGGAGGUUCCGGGGCUCGGUGCCGGUUUAGUGCUUGGGAUCGAGGCGGACCCCGAUAGGCCCGACUGGCACGACUGGUACGCUCGCCGCAUCCAGUUCUGCCAGUGGACCAUCCAGUCAAAGGUUGGCCAUCCAAUGCUCCGCGAGCUUGUGAUUCAGAUCGCGCUCCUUACGUUGAAGCGGGCGGAGGACGGAAACUUGAGCCUUGCCAAGGGAGAUAAAAAGGGUGAGGACAUCAUGAACUGGACUGGACCGGGCAUUUUUACCGACUUUACUUUCAAGUACUUGAACAACUUAUACGGCAGCCAAGGUGACGGCACAGAUGCCAAGACAAGCCCCAUCAGCUGGGAGUUCUUCACUGGUAUGGAGAGGCCGCUUUUGGUUGAUGAUGUCAUGAUCUUGCCCAUCACCAGUUUCAGCCCCGGUGUGGGCCAUAUGGGAAGCAAGGAAGUUAACGACGAAAUGGCACUUGUCCAUCAUUUGUUUAAGGGCAGUUGGAAGGACAAAGCCCAGCCAGGUGGCCGGAAGGGGAGCUAG